This is a messenger RNA of Nothoprocta perdicaria, 1727 nucleotides long. It is a transcript of the gene ANKRD49, whose product is annotated as ankyrin repeat domain 49. Gene Ontology annotation, molecular function: protein binding. The transcript is spliced from 2 exons. Lineage: Eukaryota; Metazoa; Chordata; Aves; Tinamiformes; Tinamidae. Bases 208 to 921 code for a protein of 237 amino acids. The record is from RefSeq and is a predicted model, not a curated record.
GGAAAAAUUAGUGUUGGUGACAUCCGAAAGGAGGAGAACGAGGGCUCCUAUGAGCCUUGCUGUUCAACUGCGAAACGGGGGAAAAUCAGGAAUAGCUUUGUUCUUAAGAAGGAAGAAUGUGAAAUGAUGUGGAAGGARUCGUGACAGCAGCAGAAGAGAGGGAAAAAUAAAUAUUGCGCGUCUGGCUGCUCCGGGUGCUGGGCUACAAUGAGCGCGGGCCAGCGCGCGGAGGAGGAGGAGGAUGAGCAGCUGUCGGACUUCACGGAGAGCUUCAACCAGCUGGAGCUGCUGGAAACGCACCGGCACCUGAUUCCCGUGGGCACUCAGAGCGGCUGGUCGGGACAGUCGGAAGAUGAGGAAGACGAACAAGAAAAGAGUGAGGAAUGGUAUGAAAUGCAAGAAAAGAAGAUGGAGAAAGAUCCGGAGAAACUGCUGUUGUGGGCCGCUGAAAACAACCGGCUGAGCACCGUGCGAAGGCUUCUCUCCCAAAAGCUGGCCCCGGUUAACACUCGUGACGAAGACCAGUACACUCCUCUGCAUCGAGCUGCCUACGGCGGCCACUUGGACGUUGCCCACGAGCUGGUGGCRCAAGGGGCCGAUGUUCACGCGCGCACGGUGGACGGCUGGACGCCCCUGCACAGCGCUUGCAAGUGGAACAACACGCGGGUGGCCUCGUUCCUGCUGCAGCAGGGCGCGGACAUCAACGCGCAGACCCACGGGCUGCUCACGCCCUUGCACCUCGCCGCGGGGAACAAGAACAGCCGGGACAUCCUGCUGCUCUUGCUGAUGAACCGCUACGUGAAAGCGGACCUGAAAAACAGCUUGGACGAAACUGCCCUWGACAUUGCUCGGAGGACCGAUGUCUAUCACUACCUUUUUGAGAUAGCAGACGACUGCAUAAAUUGUGUGUUAAAAUUUUGAGACAAUUACUUUCCAAAGGCAGAGCUUCUUUGAUUUUGGUUUUUCCUCUGACCAGAGUAGGUUAGAAGGACACUGACAGAAAUUCACCAAUGCUGUUAGCCCAGAGUGUGAUGUAAAACAGCAUAAAAGAAGUGGGCACCAAAGGUUUUCCCCAUGAUAAUGGCAUGCUCUGUGCUUCUGAGUUUCAGCUUUCUCAUCUGCAAUUCAGGACCAGAGAAACUUGUUUCUAUUUGUUAAUCAACUGAAGCUGAAAAGUGAGUACGAGAUCUGAACUACUGUCGCUCACUACUAAGAAUUAUAACAAAACAUUUUGUUGGCCUAUGCAGACACCCUACUACGUGAUUCCUCCCAAGCUCUUUCUAGAUACCACUAGCACGGCCUUGAUGCACGGUUUUGAAACAUGCAUUGUGUAAGAUUGCUUUUAAUGUUUGGUAUUUUGCAAAUACGGUUCCUGGAUAUCUGUAGAAAAYGAAUUACUCGGAAAUGUGUUGUGUGGCUCUUUGCAUUUGUAAUUGUUUCAGGCUUUUAAUAACAGUUKUAUAUGCUUUAGACCCCGAACAAGUUAUAACACUGUCUCCAGGACACAGAUAGAUACACGUUACUAAAUCAAGGAGCUACAGGAGAACAUACAAACACAGAGGUGCGUCUUGUUAUCUGAGGAAGCAGGCAGGCAAGCUCACCUUUCCAAACUCAUCACUGGAUGCACUGGAAUUGAUUACACUGCAUUUCUGUCUCAUUUUCUGCUGUGUGCAAGAUAUGACUUUGACAGAGCCAGCUCAGCUAUGUACCAGAGCAAAACUCAUGUG